AUGGGGCUCACAGCUCAAGCCGUAACCGGCCAGCUGAGACAGCUUGUUUACUACCAUCUCGACAACAUAAAUUACGAAAAUGCACUCUUUUAUGCAGAACGACUCGGCGCACACGACCCGCGCUCCAGCGAGACCGCCUACUUGGUUGCCUUGUGCUACUUCCGCCUCGGCGAUUAUCGGACUGCCUACGAUUUCAGCAAGCCUCUCGGAUACAGAGGUGUACACCUGGGGUGCGCCUACAUAUUUGCACAGAGCUGUCUCGUUCUCGACCGUUACAGGGACGGCAUCGCUGCCUUGGAAAAGUCAAGAGGUCUAUGGACCAACAAGUUCAGCUUUGGAAAGCACGGCGCAUCGACUCGAGCACCAAAUCCAGAUUCUGCCAGUGUCGCCUGUCUCCUUGGCAAACUGUACAGGGCAUACGAGGAUAAGAUUAAGGCUGCACUUUGUUUUGAGGAGUCCUUGAAGAUCAACCCUUUCAUGUGGGAUGCCUUUAUGGCACUGUGUGACAUGGGCAUUCAUGUCAGGACACAAAACAUCUUCAGACUGAACGAGGCAUUGUUGCAAGGAUUCGAAGAGGAACAACAACAACAUGGUAUCCUGGCCGAACAAAAUGGGACGAACCCAUUGGAACCAGUGCUGCUGAGGAAGGCAGCUCAGAGAAUACCUAAUUUUGGCCCUGCAGAUCCAUUCGAUUCCCAAGGUUCUGCUGAUGGUAACGGUGCGCUCACUGGCAACAACCUAUUAUCGAAAUCCAUCACCGAGAAUGAUUUCAUGUUAAAGAUCAGUGCAGCUCGUUCUAGAAUGACAGCUGGCAAUGUGCCGGUGCCGGAAGGAAUGGAUACACCACCAUCAAUAAACAUUAGCCAUCCUCCCAUAACUCGGAAUGGGUUUCCUCCCGAGCCUCCACAAGCACCGGUGCGGAGAACGAGGAAUGCCCAAGCUCUGGAAUCGACUCUACUCGAUGCGCCUCCCAAACCCACCUCCCGGCUUGGUACGCGGCGAAAUCUGCGGGCUCAAGAGAAGGUGCAAGACGAGCAAAUUUUGGACCAGCCACCUCCGAUGUUUAGGGCCUCGACUUCUGCAGUACCCGGGGUCGAGCGUAAGCGAACCGUAUCUGGUCAUCCUGUCCAGCCACGACAGCCGUCGGAAGAGCCUGGUGCACCACCAAGAAGAAGCACGAGAAUAAACAUGUUCAAAGGCACAAACACAAAAGCCAAUUCUGGAGCUUCGACAAUUGGAGCUGGGCCGACUCGGGAAUUGAAGAAGGCUAGACCCCCGAUCUCGAGGAUCAUGCGACCAACUUCUGCGACGGGAACCAGUGUCGGUAGAGCAGUCAGCGGAAACCGGAAACCCGUAGAAGGGCACGGAAUGGAUGUCGAUCACGCCGAAGCUCCAAGGAUUAAAGAAGCACAUCCAAAUCCCCCGGUGACGAAGCCGGUGGAGUCGGACAAUACCAAGGUCGAGGAAGCCUUGAAGUCUCUGCUCAGCUUAUUAAAACCUUUUGGCUCUGGAUACUUGGCUCUGUCGCAAUUUCAAUGCCCUGAUGCCCUAGUUGCAUACAACUCGCUUCCUUCCGGUCACAAAAAUACACCUUGGAUUUUGUCUCAGAUGGGCCGGGCGUAUUACGAACAAGCAGCAUACGGCAAGGCGGAGGAGUGCUAUAGAAAAUUACGUGUUCUGGUACCGAGCCGUCUUGAAGAUAUGGAAAUCUAUUCGACCAUUCUGUGGUUUCUCAAGCGAGAAAUCGAUUUAUCUUUCCUGGCUCACGAAUUGGUCGAUUCAUCAUGGAAUAGCCCACAAGCAUGGUGCGCCCUUGGCAAUGCAUGGUCUCUGGCACGUGAUCAUGAACAAGCAUUGCGUUGUUUCAAGCGUGCAACUCAGCUGGAUCCCAAGUUCGCCUAUGCUUACACGUUACAAGGGCACGAACAUGUUGCGAACGAGGAGUACGAGAAGGCCCUCACAGCCUACCGCCAAGCAAUUUCGGCUGACCGCCGCCAUUACAACGCAUACUAUGGUAUUGGUCGCGUAUAUGAAAAGCUAGGCAACUACGAUAAGGCCUAUACCCACUUCCAUUCUGCAUCUCUUAUCAACCCGACAAAUGCUGUCUUGAUAUGUUGCAUCGGAAAUGUGUUGGAGAAGCAGCGCCAAACAGUCCAGGCGCUACAAUAUUUCAGCAAGGCUACAGAGUUGGCACCGAAUGCUGCCCAGACACGAUACAAGAAAGCCCGUGCUUUGUUAGCAUUGAAUCAACUAGAGGCUGCCCAGACGGAACUUGAGAUACUCAAGAACCUUGCGCCUGAUGAAGCCACGGUCCAUUUCCUCCUUGGAAAACUCUACAAAUCCCUUGGUGACAACGGCUCGGCGAUUAAACAUUACACCAUUGCUCUCAAUCUGGACCCGAAGGCGAAUCAACAGAUCAAGGAGGCGAUUGAGAGCCUUGAAGAUGAUGACAGCUAUGAAGAUUCCAUGAUGGCAUGA
Truncatella angustata is the source of this 2478-nucleotide messenger RNA. RefSeq lists its product as uncharacterized. The record is from RefSeq and is a predicted model, not a curated record. Gene Ontology annotation, biological process: cell division. Lineage: Eukaryota; Fungi; Ascomycota; Sordariomycetes; Amphisphaeriales; Sporocadaceae. Gene Ontology annotation, molecular function: protein binding. The transcript is spliced from 2 exons. The coding region runs from base 1 to 2478 and encodes 825 amino acids.